AUGUAAAGAAAAAUAAUAGCAAUUUUAUUUAUCUUUUUAAUUCUUGGGAGUAAUUAAGCAAAAGAAAAUACUUCAAAAAAUAAAUGCUUAAAAUACAAUAAGGGAAAAAUAUUUGAUUGCAUUAAGAAACAACUAGCUAUGGCCUUUUAAUAUCAAUCAAUUUCAUCUUUCGCUGCAUUUAUAGCUAUUAAAAUAGGUAUAUGGUUAGCUGGUUUUUCUUCACUUGGUCCAGUAGCUGGUUCAAUAGCAGCUUGGUUUUAGUCACUAUUAGGAAAUGUUGUAGCAAAUUCCUUAUUUUCAUUUUUUUAAGCUGUGGCUAUGGGGAAAACAGCAUUAUUAAUAAUUCCAAGUUUGGCUAUAGGAACUAUUAUAGGAAUAAUCUAUUUAGUUCUUAAUUGUUUUUCUUCAGAUUCUUGUGAUUUAGAAGAAAAACAGAGAUAGAAGAGAUCUAAUUAAAAAGAUAAUCAAGAAAAAAAAAAUCAAAAAAAAUAAAAAGAAUCAUUUUGGAGUUCUUCUUGGGAUAUUAUCAAAUAAAUUGCAUAAGACUAAGUAGAAAUAGUGUCAGAAUUGAUACCCUCCAUGCCAAAAUAAAUUACAGAUCUUAAGAAAAAUAUAUAAAGCUAAUUGACAAAAAUAUUUCCUAAUUUUUCUAAUUAAUUUGCUGAAUUUGCUGGGGAUGCUUUAAAAUUUUCAGACUAUUUGACGAAUAUCAUUUCAGAUCAACUUUAAAUUGCUUAAGAGAAUAUGAAAAUUGUAUAUGAAUCGAUAGCAUAAAAAAUCGAUGAAUCUAUAGUUGGAUUAUCUGAUUUAGUUGAAUUUAUUUGGGAAAAUAGAUUAAUUCUACAGGAAUCAUUUGAAUAUACUUUUUAAGUGUUGAAAGAAUAAUAUUAUUAUUUUUAGACUUUGUCAAAGAAAAUAGAUGGAAUGAAAUAGUCAAUAAAAAAAGAUGCUUGUAUGAAUAGUUUUUUAGAAUACCUUGAUGGAAUAGAAAAUUCAUGAUUAUCAAUCAUAAUAUUAGUAUUUUCAUU
Molecule: messenger RNA, 1028 nt
Organism: Paramecium sonneborni
Lineage: Eukaryota; Ciliophora; Oligohymenophorea; Peniculida; Parameciidae
Source: the annotation of a GenBank genome assembly